Molecule: messenger RNA, 2369 nt
Organism: Capsaspora owczarzaki ATCC 30864
Lineage: Eukaryota; Filasterea; Ministeriida; Capsasporidae
Product: eukaryotic translation initiation factor 2B
Exons: 9
Coding region: 48-2216 (722 amino acids)
Source: RefSeq, a predicted model, not a curated record
AUUUUUUUUUUUUUUUUGCCGUUUCCCCCUCCUUUCUUCAUCCCUCAAUGAGCAGCGUACCUCGCUCCAACCCGCGGCCUGUCGGGACCAGCGGUGCCAGUAGUGCUGGAGGCAGUGUCGGCAGCAGCGCAGGCAGCCUGUCGUCGUCGUUCAACGAGUCUGCUGCUGGCGCGACCUUUGGCGGCCGAUCGCUCACGUCCUCGUCCUCGCAGCAGCAGCAGCAGCAGCGCGGCAGUGGCUCUAUCACGCGCACGCCGGUGGGCUCUGUUGUGCUGUCGACGUCGCCUGGCAGCUUUGCGUCGUCGUCCGUCGGCGCCGUCAACUCCAUCACCAACUCGUUCGCCUCGACCUCGAGCACAACGACGGCGACCGGCCCGCGCUUUGAUGGCAGCGCAGUCAAGACGACCAUCGGCUUCCAUCUCGCAGAGACGGACUCUGGCUCAAACUCGCGACAGGGCAGCCAUCCAUCCACGCCGCUGAUGACCACGGCCGCGUCGUCGUUCAGCGCGUCGUCCAGCACUUCCACACCGACAAGCGCGGCGCCAAUCCCGGCCAUUGUCAUUGCUCCUGCAAACCAGCAAUCUCAGUCCCAGCAGCGAAAGAAGGGCGGCGACGCUGCUGCUGCUGCUGCUGCUCCUGCUGCUGCUGGUGCCACAGCUGCUUCUGCAGAUGGCGCUGCACCAAAGCCAGAGCGUGUUGGCGCAGACGGAUUGACAAAAUCUGAGCGCCUUGCAUUGCAGGAGAAAAACAAGGCGGCAAAGCUUGCACUCCGACAAAAGCAAAACAACCAACCUGCCAAGGGCGAUCAAGCAGCCCAGCAACCUGCCUCCCCUCAAUCACAAGCAUCACCACAGUCACAGCCUCAACCGCAGCAGCCCAAGUCGCUCAAAUCCUCGCGCCAGACGUCUCAAAGCUCGGUCGAGAACGCAGAAGGAUCGAAUGCAGAGCGAAAGGGCAAAAGUCCCGUUGCCACUGCUGGCAAUGCCGCCAGCGGCGCAGCGUCGGGCGCCAGUCUGGCUGCCGCUUCGGACAGCAAGGUCGGCAAGAAGGAAUCGUUCCGAGGUGUGCAUUCCAACCCCAACAUGCAGUAUGACGAUGUCAAAGUGCAAAACAAGCUUUCGCGCACCCUCGCCAAGCAACAGCUCUCCCAGCCAACACGGCCUCAGAAGCAGGUCGAAUUCUUUGCACACUUGCGUCAAUACCAGCGUCUGCCUUCGCUGACACAAAACUUUCUGCGCGCCAGCAUGCACCCUGCGAUUACCGCUCUCGGCCUGAAAUACGCCGAAAACGUGAUUGUCGGCUCCAAUGCUCGAGCUUUGGCUCUUAUCAACGCGUUCCGCAAGGUGAUUGCGGACUAUGUGACUCCCCCUCAGAAAGAGCUACGACAUGACCUGUCCGAGUCCAUCAAGCCUUACCUGACAUUCUUGACUUUUUGUCGUCCCAUGUCUGUCAGCAUGGGCAAUUUUAUUCGAUAUCUCAAAGUGAACAUUGCUGCUGUCAAACCCGACGAAACGGAUGCAGAGGCCAAGAAUUUCCUCAUCGGAAUCGUGGACGAAUUUGCGGAUGGUAUCAAGCUUGCUGAUUCUGCCAUCUGCAACAGCGCGAUUACCAAGAUCCAAAAUGGCGAUGUGAUUCUCGUUCACGCGAGCUCGCAUGUUGUCUUGCAAGUUCUGCUUGCCGCCCAUCGGGCAAACAAGAAAUUCUCUGUCGUCGUGGUCGACUCUCGCCCGCGCAUGGAAGGCAAAGAGACGUUGCGACGACUCGUUCAAGCGGGCAUCAAGUGCUCCUACGUUCUUAUCAACGCAAUUUCAUACGUCAUGAAGGAGGUUUCCAAGGUCUUCCUGGGUGCACACGCCAUUCUCAAGAACGGCUACGUCAUGUCGCGCGUCGGCACCUCCGUCAUUGGCAUGAUGGCCAAGGCGUACAACGUGCCAGUCAUUGUUUGCUGUGAAACGUACAAGUUCUGCGACCGCUCUCAAACAGACUCGUUUGUCUUUAACGAGCUGGGCGACCCCGACGCGUUGGUCGCCAUCGAUCGCGAAAGCGGCAAUGUCCUGGACGAGUGGCGUGAGAUUGAAUCUUUACGACUCCUCAAUCUUGUUUACGAUAUCACUCCUCCAGACUUUGUGGAUGUGGUGAUCACCGAAAUCGCCAUGAUUCCUUGCACAUCCGUGGCAGUUGUUUUGCUCAACCAAUCCGCCGAAAGCAAGCGCUGAGCUGUGCUGCCUCCCCACGCCCCUCUCUUCCUGUUUGGAUAUUUGCUGCUUUGGCUGUCUGAUGCUUGUACACUUUGCUUUUGUGUGGAAUCCAGUUAUUCCAUGUUGGAACAAAGGGUUUCCGUUCAACUCCAAAAAGCGAACAUUUCGCAA